This is a messenger RNA of Mesocricetus auratus (golden hamster), 3401 nucleotides long. RefSeq names its product D-aspartate oxidase (gene Ddo). Gene Ontology annotation, molecular function: FAD binding; D-amino-acid oxidase activity. The record is from RefSeq and is a predicted model, not a curated record. Lineage: Eukaryota; Metazoa; Chordata; Mammalia; Rodentia; Cricetidae. The coding region runs from base 160 to 1185 and encodes 341 amino acids. The transcript has 5 exons.
GGAGAGUCAGCUUAGAGAGAACACCCUUAAUAAUUUCCCCAAUGGGAAGAAGUUUUGUUUUCCCUGUCUCUCAGGAAACCAGGCUAACUGGUCACUGGAAAACAAGUGUUGGUGCCAGGGCCUCCGGGGGACACAAGACUGCCUUCUCAGAGACAGGCCAUGGACACGGUGCGCAUUGCAGUUGUCGGGGCUGGCGUGAUAGGCUUGUCAACCGCCUCGUGCAUUUCCCAGCUGGUUCCCCGAUGCUCCGUUACCGUCCUCUCAGACAAGUUCACUCCUGAUACCACCAGUAAUGUGGCAGCUGGGAUGCUCAUUCCUCACAAGUAUCCAGACACACCUGUGCCCACGCUGAAGCAGUGGUUUUUGGAGACCUUCCAACACUUGUCUGCAAUUGCCAAGUCUGCAGAAGCCACAGAUGCGGGUGUUCAUCUGGUGUCUGGUUGGCAGGUGUUCCGGAGUGUCCCCCAGGAAGAGGUGCCUUUCUGGGCUGAUGUCGUUCUGGGGUUUCGGAAGAUGACAGAGGCCGAGCUGAAGCGAUUCCCUCAAUACGUCUUUGGUCAUGCUUUUACAACUCUGAAGUGUGAGACUUCCGCCUACCUCCCAUGGCUGGAGAGAAGGAUAAAGGAAGGUGGAGGUGUGCUACUCACCAGGAGGAUAGAGGACCUGUGGGAACUGCAGCCAUCCUUCGACAUCGUGGUCAAUUGCUCAGGCCUGGGAAGCAGACAACUUGUGGGAGACUCCGUGAUUUCCCCUGUAAGGGGCCAAGUGCUCCGGGCACAGGCCCCCUGGGUGAAGCAUUUCAUCCGAGAUGGGAGUGGCCUGACGUAUGUCUACCCUGGUACAUCCUAUGUAAUCCUGGGAGGAACCAGACAGAAGGGAGACUGGAAUCUGUCCCCAGAUGCGGGACUCAGCAGAGAGAUCUUUUCUCGAUGUUGUGCUCUUGAGCCCUCCCUCCACAGAGCCUACAACAUAGAAGAGAAAGUGGGUCUGAGGCCCAGCCGGCCAGGUGUGCGUCUGCAGAAGGAGAUCCUUGUCCGAGGAGGACAGAGGCUGCCUGUGGUCCACAAUUAUGGCCAUGGGAGUGGGGGCAUCUCAGUGCACUGGGGCUCUGCUUUGGAAGCCACCAGGCUGGUGAUGGAAUGCAUCCAUACCCUCAGGACCCCAGCUACUAUGUCAAAGAUGUAGCUGAUAUCAAAGGACAGCAGAUCACACCAGGUGGUAUUGAUCAAAGCACAGUUUAAGGUCGUUAACUCAGCCUCAUAAUAUUUCCACUGCUUGAAAGUUGAAUCUGAACUUCUUUUAAAAAUUAGAAAUCACGCAACACAUAUCAGCAGACUUAGAAAGCUUGCCACUAUUGACACAGGACACAGCUCCUAUUUUUGUCAAAAUAUGUUAUUAAAAAAUACUUGUUAUACAGGAUAACAUUUGGGGAGGAUCUAACGCUAAUACAUGGAUGAUAUAAGUGAUAGGGCUUUUGUGUCUUUAGCUCAUAAACUCGUAAGAGGAGACGAUGUGUGGGGAACACGUUUGAUCCCUGUCAGUUGUAGAGCUCUGCGUCAUCCUCUUGGGUCAUAGAGUCAACCAAGCAAGUGUUACCAUCCCUCUAGAUAAGACCACACUGUGCAGACCUCCUGUAUUUAAGCGAAGGCAAAGCAUGGCCAUUGACAGCGCAGGCGGCGGCCGCUUCCUCCCCUCAGCUGGUGGUGAGAGUUGACGAUGGAGAUGGAGUUGCCUACGAAAGUGGCACCAGUGUAGAGCAACUGUCUGUCACUGUGCAUGUUUUGUUGUUUCUGGGAUGAGACACCUAACACAGACAACCUCAAGAAUCAGUUUCUCACUGUUUCAGUCCAUCAUGCAAGGGAGACAAAGCUGUUCCGCUUAUGCCUGCCGGAAAGCAGAGUGGAGAGGCGGCAGGGACGAUGAGGGCCGGAUACAGCCUCCACCCUCACUGCUGGUUACCUACGCCCUCCAUCCAGCCCCCACCUCCUGCAGUUCAUUCUCCUAUAGUUCAUUCAAUUCUUGGAUUUAUCAACGGAUUAAGUCACUGAUUAGGUCAUCCACGUCUACCCUCAGCCGCACCCAAAGGGGUGUUUUAGUACUCACCCAAGCCAUCCCCCAUCUUAUCAAGCUGACAUUAGGGAUUUACCAUGGCAGUCACCUAGGCUGCUUAUUCCAUUACCACAAAUGAUUGAGAGCUGGCUGACAACACAGUGAAUGAGCGUCGUUGAAGAUUGAGUAGUCUAGGCAACCAAAGAGCCAAUUUGUUAGUGGAGAUGGAACUGCCAUUUUAAAUGACAUACAGUACAAAGUAGGCUUCGUGUUAAGACGUUUUGGGGAGGAAAGGACUGUGUCUUGUGAUAAAAUAGUUUGAGAGUUUCUGAGUUGAAUAAUUUAGUGUGAUUCCCUAACUUAGUCUAUUUGGAACCUUUAGCCUGCUCCUGUGCAUUGAGGACCCUCGGGAGUGCUUUCGGCUUGGGAGAUGUACCCACUCACUGAGAGAAGCAAUCUGAUGUCAUCUAAUUCUGGAGGGAGGUGCCGUUUGUUUCUGAAUAACAAACUGUAUCUUGAAGGUAUUUUGGGGAGGUGUGGGUUUGGCCAUAAAUACAGGGACAAGGCAGGAAAGAUGGCUCAGCAGUUAAGAUUGCUGACAACCUCAUAUAACUACAGUUUCAGGGGGUCCAGCACCCUCUUCUGGUGUGUAGUUACACACACACCCUAGUCAGUGUUCUGCGCAUGGCAACCGCAACACUCAUAAAGAAAAGCAUUUAAUGGGGGAUGGCUUACAGUUUCAGAGAUUUAGUUCAUUAUCUUCAUGGAGGAAUGCAUGGCAGCAUGCAGACAGACAUGGUGCUGGUGAAGCUCAGAGUUCUACAUCUGAAUCUAUAGACGGCAGGAAGAGAGAGCCACUGGGCCAUCCCACACUUCCUCCAACAAGCCACACCCACCUCAACAAGCCACACCUCCCAGGUCCUCCCAGAUAGUGCCUCUCCCUGAUGACCAAACAUUCAAACAUAUAAGCCUACGAGGGGGGCAUUCCUAUUCAAAACACCACACACACACACACACACACACACACACACACACACACACACUCAACCACAUACACAUAGACACAGACAUAUAUAUUAAAUAAAUCUUUAAAAAUUAUUCCAAAAUGUAGAGAAGAGAAGGUUACCAGCAUAGCUCAUUUUCACUCUUCUGUUGAGGUUUUGCAUGUGAUUUUGUUUGAAGAGAGAGCUAUGCUGAGGCUCCAGAGGUUUUGAUGGGCUAAGUCUUGUUAAAUCAAGCAGGUUCAGAUUCAUUUCCAUUAACGUCCACCAGGGGGUGAUGUUGUAUCAAACUCAAGUAAACUAAACUGGAAAUUUAGAAAUGACAAGAAAUAAAGUGUGUGUGUGUGUGUG